Messenger RNA from Thelazia callipaeda (thelaziosis nematode), 1935 nucleotides. Lineage: Eukaryota; Metazoa; Nematoda; Chromadorea; Rhabditida; Thelaziidae. The record is from the annotation of a GenBank genome assembly.
AUGAUUAAUACAACAACUCAUUUUCGAAAUUCAUCGAGAAAUUGCAACAUGAAUGGUAGUCAAAACGAUCAAGCAUCUUCAUUAAGGAAGGAAGAAGCAUUUGAUAAUCACAUACCCUUGCAAUCAUCGUUAGGUCCAACGACUUCUACAAAUCAUUUGCUUACACCAACUUCAACUCCAACAACACAGCGAAGGAAUCGUCGAAUUUCUAAUUUAUUUCAACGGCCUAAAGAUCAUGGACACGAUGACAAGUCACAUCGAUCAACUGCUGAUAUUAAUAUGGGCAUGGGCCGAGCAAUACCAGUAAAACAAGGUCAUCUGUAUAAAAGAAGUAGUAAAACGUUGAAUAAAGAAUGGAAGAAAAAAUAUGUUUGUCUCCAUUCUGAUGGUCGUCUUUCUUAUCAUCAGACUUUAAAGGAUUAUAUGGAGAAAGAUACGAAUGGUAAGCAAGUAUUCUUAGGAUUAGCAACAGUACGCAUUGCUGGACGUCAAGGACCGCGAACGACACAACGUACUCAAAUGCAUUUAAUUCCGGGAUCAAGUCAAGAUUAUCAUAUUAGUAAAGAUACUGGUAAUUGUAAGAGGGAUUCGUUUGAUCCAAGUAUGAUGCAGCAGCAUACAAUGAGCAUCGCAAGUACGAGUGAGAUGGGAAUUUCCACUCUUCAUGAAAAUAAGGCAGCUAUCGAUGAACAGUGCGUUAAUUGUGAGGGAACAUCUGGUGGUAGUGAUGAUCAGUUGCAGAAUGCGCAACCUUUGACUACUAGUACUGGCAGCUCAGUCGUAACUACUCUUGCUGCAGUUGCUACAAGUGCUGGUAAGAAAAAGAAAGGCCAUCGUAGAUUAGGACAAUCUGCUAAAAAUGAUGAAGAAGAUGACUGCGAAUUCGAAAUUGUUACUUGUGAUCAGAAGCGUUGGGAAUUUUUAGCCACUUCAGUUGAGGAACGCGAUGAAUGGGUUAUAGCGAUUGAAGAACUCAUUGAAAAGUCUCUGCAGUCUCAAAUGUGUCAAAAACAUCACAGCGAUAACCUUACGCAUGGCAACAAAACCAAAGUACAAGCAUUGCGACAAGUGCCAGGAAACGAUAAAUGCGCUGAUUGUGAUGCUCCGAAACCGGAUUGGGCGUCACUAAAUUUAGGAACGUUAAUAUGUAUUGAAUGCUCAGGAAUUCAUCGAAAUCUUGGCUCGCAUAUAUCAAAAGUUCGCUCACUUGCUUUGGAUAACUGGCCAAGUGAGUAUUUGAGUGUGAUGGAAGCGAUUGGCAAUAAAAAAGCAAAUGCUGUUUGGGAACACACUGCUCCUCUUGGAAAAAAGCCAUUACCAGGAUCAUCACGUGAGGAAAAAGAAAGAUGGAUUAAGGUGAAAUACGAAGGGAAGCGUUUUCUGCCACCAAUUUUAAAUGAUCAACCGCUUGGACGACAACUUCUUGAUGCUGUUUUCAAUAACGAUCUCAAUGCGGUACUGCCAGUUUUACCCCGCUGUAGUAGUCCCGACCUUAGGACAACAGUUGAUUCGAGUGACAAGCGUACAGCGUUGCACAUUGCAUGUUCAAAUGCUUCUGCGGCUUGUACACAGCUUCUUGUUUGGUAUAAUGCUGAUUUUCGGAUGCUGGAUGAAAUGGGCCGCUCGGCUUUAUGGCAUGCACGAACAUCUGGUGCAUUAGAUUGUGCGGAAAUUUUACUUAAAGCAGGCUUAGACCCGAAACAUGGGAUUCCAGAUGAAACAGAAAUGAUAACUGGUUCAUUAUCAUCUCGAGAAUUUUGCAAUCCUAGUGAUAAGUUGAUAAUCAAUUGCGCCAAAUUAAGACGUCAAUCAGAUGUUGUGGUUCGUCGAAUCUCACCUGGGCAAAGUACAAUGGGUUCAGCUACUUCAACCUCAAACGGUUUUCAGCAGCGGAAUUCGGAUGCUUUCGAACGUCUACCAGCAAGCGUUAUAUGA